AUGUCGGCCUCUCCCUCCAACCUUCAAUCGACUAAGCGUCCCCUCGAGGAUCCUUCCUCUCCUUCGGCUCCCAACGACCAGCCUGAGGCCAAGCGACCCGCCCUGGACAAAGUAGUGCGCAGCGACGCCGAAGCCGAGACGGACGUGUCGAGCAACCAAAUCCCGACUGUUGAGGGCUCGAAGGACACCCAAGGUGAUACCGUGGUCCCCGAUGCACCCAAUGGCAAGGACCACACCGAGACUCAGCCUAUCCAAUCGACCGCAUCUCACGGUGAACGAGCUGGCUCCCAGUCGGACCAGCACACGCCACAGGACGAGUCAAACUGGAUUCACAUUCGCGCGGUCAUCUCCAGCCAGGAGGCAGCCACGGUGAUCGGAAAGGCAGGUGAGAAUGUUUCCCAGAUUCGACGUCUGUCUGGCGCCAAGUGCACUGUCAGCGAUUAUUCUCGGGGUGCCGUAGAGCGGAUCUUGACCGUCAGCGGCCUCCAGGACGCGGUAGCCAAGGCAUUCGGACUAAUCAUUCGUACCCUGAACAAUGAACCUCUCGAGGCCCCUUCUACUGCCCAGUCCAAGACGUACCCGCUGCGUUUGCUAAUCCCUCACAUUCUCAUCGGCUCUAUCAUCGGCAAAGGUGGUAGCCGUAUCCGCGAGAUCCAGGACGCAUCUGGUGCACGACUCAACGCAUCGGAUGGCUGCCUGCCGCUGUCGACCGAGCGCUCCCUCGUCAUCCUGGGUGUCGCGGAUGCCGUGCACAUUGCGACUUACUACGUUGCCGUUACGCUCGUGGAACAACUGAAGGAACGAUUCAAUGGCCCUGCUGCUUCGGCAUACGCUACUCGUAGCGGCGGCCCCGCCGGCGCUGUUCCUGGUGGCAUGCAGGUUGCUCCCUAUGUUCCUCAGCCCGCCGGCGGCCAGUACGGCCACCCCGACACCUUCAAGCGCCACAAUCCUCACCCCAACCGCGCCCAAGCAGGUAACUACGGUGUUCCGUACCUGCACGGCCAACCUACCCCGGCUCCUGUUGGCCAGCCUGCCAUGCCCUACGGUGCCGCGCCUGCUCCCUAUGCUGGUGGUCCUCCUCAUCAGCCGGCUCCUUAUGUCGGCGGUCCGCAGCCGACUCCUGGUCGUGCAGGCCCGCCUGCACCGGCUCCGGUGGGAGGUGCUAUGCCCGGUCAGCCAAUGACUCAACAAAUCUUCAUUCCCAACGAUAUGGUUGGAGCCAUUAUUGGAAAGGGUGGAGCCAAGAUUAACGAAAUACGCCAUCUUAGUGGCAGUGUGAUUAAGAUCAACGAGCCGCAAGAGAGCAGCAACGAGCGUCUGGUGACCAUUACUGGUACUCAAGAGUGCAACCAGAUGGCUUUGUACAUGCUCUAUUCUCGACUUGAAAGCGAGAAGCACCGUGUCUAA
This is a messenger RNA of Penicillium longicatenatum, 1407 nucleotides long. RefSeq names its product telomere maintenance protein PBP2. Gene Ontology annotation, biological process: regulation of gene expression; regulation of RNA metabolic process. The transcript is spliced from 3 exons. NCBI's taxonomy places the organism in Eukaryota, Fungi, Ascomycota, Eurotiomycetes, Eurotiales, Aspergillaceae. The record is from RefSeq and is a predicted model, not a curated record. Gene Ontology annotation, cellular component: nucleus; cytoplasm. The coding region runs from base 1 to 1407 and encodes 468 amino acids. Gene Ontology annotation, molecular function: mRNA binding.